Messenger RNA from Styela clava, 2135 nucleotides. The record is from RefSeq and is a predicted model, not a curated record. NCBI's taxonomy places the organism in Eukaryota, Metazoa, Chordata, Ascidiacea, Stolidobranchia, Styelidae.
UUAAUAUUUGUUUUUAAAGUUUUUUUUAUGUUUAACAGACAAACUCCUAGUUAGUGUUUCUUUUGUCAAUAUGAUUAUCAAAGAAUUUCGCAUCGUCUUACCAAUCAGUGUGGAAGAAUAUCAACUCGCUUAUCGUUGGUCUGUCACUGAAGCCAAUAAGAAUGAAACUGGAGGUGGAGAAGGUGUAGAAUGGGUUAUAAAUGAACCAAGAGAAAAUGAUGAGCAUGGAAAGCAUCAGUACACUCACAAAAUAUAUCAUUUGCUAUCAAAAGCACCGUCUAUUAUAAGAAAGCUGGCACCAAGUGGAUCUCUCCAAGUACAUGGAAGAUCAUUCAACGGGUAUCCAUAUUGCAAAACCAUAAUUACUAACGAGUAUAUGAAAGAUAGUUUCCUUGUUUCAAUUGAAUCAAAACAUGUGUCAGAUUUUGGAAAAAUAGAAAAUAUUUUUGGUCUCUCUAAAGAUGAUCUGGAUAAAAGGCAAGUGAUAAACGUUGACAUUGUGAAUAACCCAGUCGACUCAAGAUAUUACACAGCAAAUACAGAUCCGAAAGAAUUCACAUUUUCAAGAGAUGGAAUUGCAAGGGGACCUUUGGUGGAAGAUUGGAUGGAGAAACUGAAACAAAAGGAUUCAGCCCAACCGCACAUGUGUGUAUAUAAACUUGUCAAAUGUAAUUUUAUGUGGAGGGGGUUGCAAGAGGUCAUGGAAAAUAUGAUAAUGAAAUUUUACGGCCGACUGUUUCUCAAUUUCCAUCGCCAAGUUUAUUGCUCAAUGAAGGAAUGGUAUGGUGUUGGUAUGGAUGAUGUGUUGACAAAAGAAGAGAAAACCAAGGUUGAAUUAAAUGAAAUGAGAAAUAUCGGAACUGUACAAGGGAUGACAGAAAAAUGAAGUGCGCCGAAGUAUUGUAUAUUGCAUCAAAAUAUAAUCUCAUUCAAUUUCAACCUCCAAACCCAUAGCAAUUUAGCACACCAUUUCCAGUAAUCGUGUUCAGCUGGGCAAAAAAAACUCUCCAGUUUUAAAAUAAGAAUGUUACUCUAAGCAUUUUGGAUUGCAAAUUCUUGUUGAAUAACACUGUUUUCUGCACUAUCAAACUGCAUAUUCACCGCAUUAUUAUAAAUAAUGUUUUAGGGCUUGUGACUGAUGUAGUUUUUCGCAUGAUGUAUUAUACAUAUACAUACAGUAUAUCUAACAAGGCUCGCAAUAUAUUUUAUUAACUUGUAAUUUGCUCUUGCCACGGUGACUAGUAUUUCAGGGUGUGUGGUGCUGAGGGUCGCAAUAAGUGUAUGGGUCUUGUUCAGACACAAGAAUGUCUGAACCAUAAAACAGAAGAAAUCGGCUAAACGUUCUCUUUAUUAUAAGCAACAAGCUCGCGUAAACAGUGUUUUUCUUUUGGCCAGUUUAUGAUUUUGAAACCCCGUUUGUUGUGUCGUAACGGGAGUAAUUCUUUCUUUGAAUGAAAAUUUAAAUUUGUAGGAUUGUUUUAACGACUAGUCUACUAAGUUGAAAUUAAUGGUAUUAAUGGCAUCGACAAAUCGUAAUUUUUCUCCUAAUAGGAGCGCAAUGGUUUUCAACGCCCCGAAAUAAAAAGAUAAUUGAAUAAGAUUUUUCGGUCUUGUAGCAAUCUUAUUAAACUCGUAAGACUAACCAUGUAAAUUUAUCCAAUAAUAACUCAGAGAAUCCCGUUUCCAUUCAUCGAUCGUUGAAACAUGAGCAUCUGAUUUGUUUCUUUCAGAAAUACGAACUUUUAGCAAUCACUUACUUUUUGUAUUAACAUUGAUGUUAUUUCGCAAAACAGCUUACUUUGUACGAAAUUAUGAGUGUAAAGUAUAAACCAUAAACAUUGCAUAUUAGCUCGUAGUGCAAUUGUGUGUUAUCGUGCUUUGGUAUUUCAGAAGAUUUCAACAUAACCGUUGAAAUGAAUCAAGUCUGUUGCAGUAUGCUUUGUCCUUUAAAAUUUUAAAACAUUUUAUAAAGUAAAUUUUGACUUCCGUAGUAUAUAUACAUUGCAUUUUAGAUUGUUUGUUUUCAUGGAAAACGUUUGUACGUGUUCACACCCUACUAUUCUUAGAACCAAAAUCGUUUCCGUGCACUUUUUCAAUGCUAUUGUCAAUAUUUCAAUAAAAAAUGCAAAAAGUGA